This is a messenger RNA of Anopheles nili, 954 nucleotides long. Its product is annotated as solute carrier family 25 member 35-like. Bases 1 to 927 code for a protein of 308 amino acids. The record is from RefSeq and is a predicted model, not a curated record. Lineage: Eukaryota; Metazoa; Arthropoda; Insecta; Diptera; Culicidae. The transcript has 4 exons.
AUGGACGGGACUGAUUUCCUGCUCGGUGGAAUUGGCUCUAUGGGUGCCACGCUGAUAACUAACCCUUUGGAGGUCGUCAAAACGAGAAUGCAACUGCAAGGUGAGUUAGCUGCUAAAGGAACCUACCAUAAGCCCUAUCGCAGCGUGGUGGACGCUUUUGUGACGAUUGCUAAAAAGGACGGAUACGCAGCGCUCCAGAAAGGCCUAGCGCCGUCAUUGUGCUUCCAGUUUAUUCUAAACUCGUGCAGAUUAGGCAUAUACAACACGGCCAAUGAGCACGGAUGGACGAAACAGAGGAAUGGCAAUCAGUCCAUUCUAAAAAGCGCCUUCUGGGGAGCAACGGGAGGGUUCGUUGGAUCAGCUUUGGCAAGCCCCUUCUUCAUGCUACGCACUCAUCUUCAGUCGCAGGCAAAGGCUGAAAUUGCCGUUGGCUAUCAGCAUCAGCAUACGGGAAUGGUUAGCGCGAUGAAGGAUAUUUUCAAAAAGCACGGCAUCCAGGGGCUGUAUCGUGGUGUCGCGGUGACAAUGCCAAGGGCUCUGCUUGGAAGUGGAGGUCAAUUGGCCGCAUUCGGAUAUACCAAAGAUUGUCUGUUACGUUACCCAAUCGUUUCGAAUCAAAGCGACACAUUCGUAUCGACGGUUGCAGGAGCGGUUGGAGGAACGGUGAUGGCCAUCACAAUGACACCACCGGACGUGAUAGCGACAAGACUGUACAAUCAAGGAGUAGAUGCCAAGGGCAAGGGCAUAUACUACAACGGCGUGGUGGAUUGUUUUAUAAAAAUCCUGAAAUCGGAAGGCGUCGCCGGUCUCUAUAAGGGCUUUUGGCCGCAUUACAUGCGGAUCGGCCCACACGCAACGUUAGUGCUACUUUUUUUUGAUGAGCUUAAAUCGAUUCGAAGGAAAUAUUACGCAAAGAACCAGGUUUAGGAUUGCGCUCAAUUCACAGCGAAUCAA